AUGUGUUUAUCACUUUUUUGUUUAACGGUAAACUGAAUAUACAUACAUGAAUAUAUAUAUAUAUAUAUAUAUAAACAUUAAUCUAAGUAUGAUAUUGCAUACGUAUAUGAAAGAGUGUACGAGUACACAAAUGAAAAGGAAGUUUUUUUAAAUAAAGAAAUAAAAGAAAACUUUAUACUAAAAAAUAAAGAAAAACAAAAAACAAAAAUAAUUAUAUAAAAUAAACUGAUUUGUUUUGUGAGACUAUGGGAAGAUAAUAUUGUAAAGAAAAAGCACACAACUAAUAACAACAACGAAAAAUAGCGACAAUAUACAAAGCUAAGAAAGAAGUUUAUUUUAGAAAAAAAGUUAAUAAAAUAUAAAAUCAGUUGCAUCACUGUUGAGACACUUCAGUCACUCGAAGGCUUUUGAAUUAGUUAGAUUUGAAUAAAAAAAAAACAUUAAUCAAAUAUAUAAAUCAAACAUAUGGCAUUUUUUAAAUAAGUAAACAAGAAAAAAAAAAGUAUUUGAAAAUUUAGGAGCUUUUCGGAAAAUUUUCGUUGCAAUAAGAAGCAACCGGUAGUUAAGGAUCGGAUUGACAAUUAAAAAGUUCGGUGUGUAGUGAUUGAAAAAUAAUGAUUAAAAUUUGAAAAGGAUAAAACUCCACAUUAUCGUGAAAAUAAAAUUUGUAAAUUGAACAUAAACCAUUUUGAAAAAAUACUUAUACAAAACAGUUUAUAUUUAAAAUUAAGAAAUUGAAAUUUGGAUAAAAAAAUAGAAGUUUAACGAAAUCACAGAUGGUAAAAAUAACUUGUGCAAAUCAAAAAUAAACUAAAAUAUUUGCCAGAAUAUUUAUAAGCAAAAAAAAGUUAUUCAAAUUUCUAAUCAAACAAAAUUUGCGUACAUUAAUAUUUAAAAAAAAUUGAUAUAAUAAUUAAAAUUAAAUAAAUUUUUUAAAAAAUAAAUGAAGUUAAAACAGUGUUUUGAAAGAAAUAUUGCUUUUAUUAUUUAAAUUUUUAAUUAACAUAUUUUCUCUCAAAACGGCGAAACACAUACGGAUAUGAAAUGAUUCUAUUAAAUCAAAAGGACAUGGAUUCGCCACAAAUGUUCGAUACAGUACAAACAUUAACACAAUUGGAUUUGAAAAAAGCAGCACCACAAGCUGCAAUAGUUGCUGGACAAAUAACUUUAACCGCAAUGUCAAGUAGUCCAACAUCAAAUGGGUCCACAAAUAGUAGUAAUACCAACAGUAAUAAUAGUAAUAGUAGUAAUAGUAAUAAUAACAAUAAUAAUAAUAACGGUAGCAACAAUAAUCCAACCAGUGGUGCAAACGGAUUAAUUAUAAAACAACAACAGAAUAUACAAAUGCAACAGGCUGCUUUAACUAAUACUAAUAAUAAUAACAAUACUACAACAAAUAACAAUGAUAAUAGUAACAAUAAUAAUAGUAAUAGUAAUACAAAUAAUAGUAGUAGUAUAUUGCAAAAACACAUGUUACAACAAUAUGCCCAAACUGAAUUGGACGAAUUAACAGCGCAAGAAAUUUCACUGGACUUACAACAUUUGAUUGAUGAUCAGUUUCGCGAACAAGAAGCGUUAGGCAUAUUUGGUGAUAUUGUUAACAAUAAUGCUAAUGGUCUAAUCAAUAAUAAUAACAUAUUGCCAACAAUGGCAAACGGAGUUGUUAGCGCUGCUGCAAAAGUUUUACAAAUGCAACAUCAACAUAAUCAACAUCAUCAAAAUUUAAGACAGAAUGGUAUUAGUAAUGGUAACAAUAAUCAUCAUAAUGGUUAUAGUAGAAAUGCAUUAGCAUAUAUGCCGCAAGCAGUUCAUUCUGGUGCAACAUAUUCUAAUUCAAGUGAUGACAAUUCAUCAGUUGGGUCUGAAACAUCAACAAUUAAAGAAGAACCACUAGAUCCUCAAGAAUAUCGUAGACAUUUGCAGCAUGUUACAAAUGGAAAUUUUUUAGGUGCUGUAGCAAAUGGCACUAAUUUGUUGGGUAAUGGUACAACUGGUAAUAGUGUAACCGGUAAUAGUGGAACACCGAACAGUUUGUAUCCUCUAGCAGCAGCAGCUGCUGCAAAUUCUUAUGUUUCAAAUGGAAGCAAUUUGAACACUAACGGCACAUCAUUUACAACAUUAACGCCAACUGCUGCAGCAGCAACAGCAGCCGCCGCUGUUUUACAUCAUCAAGCUUUACCACAUUUAACUGGCGCACAUUUGGCAUCACUUAAACAUCACCACCAUCAUCAUAAUAAUAAUCAUAAGACAAACGGUUUAAGUGGCAUAAACGGUAUGGGGGGAAUGAGUGGUUGUAAUGGAUUACAAUCACAACGUAAACAGAAUCCAAAGCAACUUGACAAAGGCACUGAUGAAUAUCGUCGUAGGCGAGAACGAAAUAAUAUUGCUGUAAGGAAAAGUCGGGAAAAGGCAAAAGUAAGAUCACGUGAAGUUGAAGAAAAAGUUAAAACUUUAUUAAAGGAAAAGGACACAUUAUUGAGAAGACUUGAAGAAAUGACAAACGAAAUACAAUUACAUAAACAGAUUUAUAUGCAAUUGAUAAACCAUAGUAAUCCAGAAAUAAGUAGGGUAUGUCGAAGUUUUUUAAACAUGAGUGAUCAUGGUAUCUAA
Condylostylus longicornis is the source of this 2610-nucleotide messenger RNA. It is a transcript of the gene slbo, whose product is annotated as CCAAT/enhancer-binding protein. The transcript has a single exon. The coding region runs from base 1045 to 2610 and encodes 521 amino acids. The record is from RefSeq and is a predicted model, not a curated record. NCBI's taxonomy places the organism in Eukaryota, Metazoa, Arthropoda, Insecta, Diptera, Dolichopodidae. Gene Ontology annotation, molecular function: RNA polymerase II cis-regulatory region sequence-specific DNA binding; DNA-binding transcription factor activity, RNA polymerase II-specific. Gene Ontology annotation, biological process: DNA-templated transcription; regulation of transcription by RNA polymerase II.